AUGCUUCGGUUUCUCUCAAGUGGGUCAAAUAUUUUUCAGUCUUUUCCACACUCAGCAAUUAUAAAAGCCCUGCGAGUGUUCACUUCCGCCACGUGUUCGACCAUUUGCCUCACCCAAACCAAGGUUGAAGUUGAAGAUGAUAAAAGCAAAUGGAGUGAUGCUACUGAACUUUUGAGCAAAUGGGGUUGCACUGAUGAUGAUUUGGUGAGAAUAUUCUCGCGCUGCCCCUCGCUGCGUAAUGCUGAUCCCACGCUGGUUCAAUCCAAACUGUCCCUUCUUACUGAUUUGGGCUUGCGUGCUUCUCAACUUGUGAAGAUUGUCAAUUGUAGACCACGGUUUUUCCGGUCUCGGAUUAACUCUAGUUUAGAAGAGAGGGUUGAACAUCUUACAUCAUUGUUUGAGUCCAAGGAAGUGCUUCAGAAGGCCAUUGUGAGAAACCCUUCACUGCUGCUAUCGGAAGGUCGCUAUAAUGUUAAGGCCACAGUUGAGCUCUACGAGAAGUUGGGUGUUAAGAAAGGGGACUUGAUUCAGAUGCUGCUUUUGCGACCCACGGUUAUUUCUAGGACUUCCUUUGACGCUGAGAAGCUGGAAUAUUUAAGCAAGAUUGGGCUUACUAUGGAUUCAAAAAUGUAUAAAUAUGUGGUGACAUUAAUUGGAAUCUCUCGCGUGGAAACGAUCCGGGAGAAGGUGGCAAAUUUAGCAAAGUUUGGGCUUUCUGAAGAGGAGAUAUUUGGUCUUGUGGGGAAGUCUCCUAAUGUUUUGACAUUGUCGACAGAUAAGGUUCAGAGGAACAUGACUUUCAUUUUGGGCACGAUGAAGCUUGACGCCAAAUUGGUUCUAAAGCAGCCGUAUCUCUUGUAUGCCAAUGUGGAUACUGUUUUGAAGCCAAGAGUGCGUCUAGCAUUGAAGAUGCAAGAUAUGGUGGAUUCGAAGUGGCAAAUCAUGGGACCAACAAUAGUAAGUUUUCUUAGGAUGUCAGAGAAGAGAUUUUUGGACUUGUUUGUAAAAUGCCAUGGCGAGGAUGUUGCCAAUGAAUUGAUGGAAUUCUAUAAAAGGACAAAAGAGGUUAAGAGAUUGGGAGUGUCAUCAAAGAAGUGCAGUAGUAAGAGAGGAUUCCCUUUCUGA
Sphenostylis stenocarpa is the source of this 1125-nucleotide messenger RNA. Lineage: Eukaryota; Viridiplantae; Streptophyta; Magnoliopsida; Fabales; Fabaceae. The record is from the annotation of a GenBank genome assembly.